GAUUGUGUUUGUUUGCAUGUGAGGGAGGCAGAGACCCACGCAGGAGGGCUUCAUGCUGGACUGAGGGGAUAGAGUGGGAUUCCCAGUCAUUCCGGUGGAGGAUCAUGACCAAGCUGGCUGCAGGACAGCAAUGAACCCCCUCCCCACAUGCUUUGGAUAAACUCCUUCCAGCCCGGAUUUAUCAUGGAAUAGAUUGGAGACGCUGCGCUUUUUCUGGGGGGGGAAUUAUCGCUGUGGAUUUGGCCUUUAAGGAUUGGUCAGCUGGUCGAGGAGUCAUGGGAGGCCUUCCAGCAACUGAUGCCUGUGCUGACAGUCUCUGCUGAGGAGUAGAGGUCCAGCAUGUAGCAGAGGCAAACACGUCCCUUCACGCCUGGGAAAAGUCCGACAUCGUAAGUUCAUCAUGGGGAACUCGUAUGCCGGGCAGCUGAAGUCGGCUCGAUUUGAGGAGGCUCUCCACAACUCAAUUGAGGCAUCUCUGCGCUCCAGCAGCGGAGAUCCACAACCCAUCUUCACACAACUCUACCUGGAGCCAGAACCGUGUCAAGAUGGGAAGCCGAAAGCUAACACAACGGGGAGCGACAGCGUCAAUGGUCACUCCUCCAAUGACCUUGAAGAAGCAGAAGAGGACGACGACUCCGACAGCAGCAGCCCUCCACUUCCUUAUCUGCAGACCCCAGCGCCGGAAGGUUGCUGCACACUGGACGAUUCUCACACUGACUGGAAAAAACAUCCUUCUCUCUUAGGAUUCUGUCAAGCUGGGAAGGACAUCCGCCUGGUUUCCAUAGCAACAGAGUCAAUCGAAGUCCCAGCGGGCUUCGAGCUCGUUGGUGCCAAGUCCCCCAGUGUUCCCGAGCACAUUUUGGUGUGUGCCGUGGACCGCCGCUUUCUGCCUGACGAGAAUGGGAAAAAUGCACUUUUAGGUUUUUCGGGAAACUGCGUGGGCUGCGGUGAAAAGGGCUUCAGAUACUUCACUGAGUUCUCCAAUCACAUCAACCUGAAGUUAUCCACACAGCCCAAGAAGCAGAAGCACUUAAAAUACUACCUGGUGAAGAAUUCUCAGGGUGCUCUGUGCAAAGGACCCCUCAUUUGCUGGAAAGACAGCAAAACCCGUCAGUUCCCCAGCAGUGCGACAUCCUCCAAACCCAGUUUGUCCUCCUCGCUGAGCAGCAAAGAAAACGGAGGCUCCAACGGACACAGCUUGUCUCCGUUUUCACUCUCAGAUUCUCCCCCCACCAGAGCAACACAAACAUCUGCCUUCUUCAGCAGUCAGGACCUUGGAAAGGAUUGUAGCUUCCUCAAACCUCUGACCUCCACUCCUGGAAAUAAGACUCUGCCGAUAGUACCCACAGCUCUUAGGGUAAACGGACCGACCAACGGCAUCGGUGUUGAAUUGCAUCCUCCCCUACUGAGCCCCUCCCAGGUCUCCCUGGGACCCCAGGGUCAGGGGUGUCGGAGUGCAGAUUUAGGGGACAGCCCAGUUUCUUCGGCCAUGAACUCCGGUCCUCCGAAGAAGCGCCACCGCAGCUGGCAUCCCAGCUCGCUGGUGCCGGUCCCGCCCACAGCAGUUCCUGUUCCUGCCAUUCGGCCCAUAGUUUGUUCUUCAGGUUCUGUGUUGGCGGUGUCGUCUCCGCAGCCUCCGGUCUCAGCCGUCAUUCAGCCGCAGCCGGUCACCGCCGGAGAAACCGUCAUCAUCCCUGACAACCUGCUCAACUCCUCAGGAGUCCGACCUGUCAUCCUCAUCGGUCAUGGCACUUUACCUUAUUUCUAUGGAAAUGUUGGCGACAUAGUAGUGAGCCCCCUGCUGGUCAGUUGCUAUAAGAGCAGCCAGCUGACAGAAAAAACCCUGGAGACUUUGGGGCUCCACCGCAGCCAGAUGCUCAGCGUGGAGACCACCAUCCUGCUCACCUUACAGUAUCUUGGACGGUUGGGCCCGGAGCAGAUCCCUUUGCGUGAGGAGCUGGAGCAGAUCGUGUUGAAGGCCAUGCUGUGCUGUCCCGGCAGCCCCGCCAUCACUCCGUCACAGCUGCCGUGGCUGGCCCGCCUGGAAGCCAGCGUCUCUGGGGGCACCGUCCAGGUUGUGGUGACCCACAGCUCUCUGGGGGAGGGCAUCUCUGAGUCCCUGCGUUCUCUCCGUGAGGGUCCUCGCCAUCAGCGAAGCCUGCCAACCUACGUGGUGGUCAUUUGUGCCUCGAAAAUGAGCGGGAACGAGUUCUGCGUGCUGGUUUUGGGGAAAUAUCAAGCGCGAGCUUUAGCCGAAGGCAUGCUGACCACCAACGAGUUCCUGAAAGAAAUCAGCUACGAGCUCAUCACCGGGAAAGUCAGCGUUCUGGCCUCUCACUUCAAAACCACCUCUCUAGGAGACAAUCUUGACAAGCAGCUGGUGCGAUACCAACGCAGACGGAAAGGACAGGUCACCCUGCCCUAUCAGGGCGAUGUCCCCGAGCACUUCCACUGCCAGGAGGCUGCCAGCAUGUUGCCGCUGACAGACGCAGUGGAACCUUUGCAGAAGAUCUUUCAGAUCUUUCCAGCCCAGCUGAGUGUGGCUCGAAGUCUCCUCUCCCAAGUCUGCUCCAUCGCCGACUCUGGGUCCCAGAACCUCGACCUGGGACGUUUUUCUAAGGUGGACUUCCUGGUUUUGGUCCCUCCGUCUCACAUCCUGGUCCACCAAACCGCACAGCGAAUCCGACAAUCAGGGGUGCUCGUGGAUUUGGGAAACGAGGACGUUUCCACAGCGAGCCAAAAAUCGGAAAAGUACGUGGUGCGUCUGGACUCUGACGUUCACGCCAGGAUGGAGGCCUUCAUGAAGAAAGUCAAGCAGAACCCCUACACCCUGUUUGUUCUGAUUCAUGACAACGCACACGUUGACCUCACAAGUGCGUUGUCAGGCUCUGUGUGCCACGGAGAGCUGCAGGGUCUGGCUGAUCGAGUGGUGAACUGCCAAGAGGUCCUUGAGGCCUUGAACCUCUUGGUCCUUCAGGUUAGCUGCUUCCCUUACACCCUGCAGACGCGGCAGUCCCGCAUCAGCAUCUCCAACGAGAUUCAUUGGCCUUCUGCUGAAAGUCUGCAGAGGGAGCAGUGUCCCAAUGAGCUGGUGUACUUUGGCCUGAGGGACUACAGCAGCUCCCUGCAGUGGGGCGUGGCCAGCCCCAUCCUGCGCUGCGAUGAGGCCUUUGAGAAAAUGGUCCUCACUCUGCUGGAGAGACACUCUCACCUGCACAGCAUGGUGGUCCGCAGCUUCCUGCUGAUUCAGCAGUACACCGAGGCGAUGAUGGCUCUCACCUCCUCCCCGUCCCUGAGAGACCACAUAACCCCAGAGACGCUGGCCAUGGUGGAGGACCUGAUUAACACUCCUAGCAAAGAGAGCUCACAGGGUUGCGGCCACAUGCUGCUAGUGCGCGUCCCCUCGCUGCAGCUGGCCAUGUUGGCCCGAGAACGGCUGGAGGACGUGAGGGACAAGCUGGGGCUGCAGCUCUGCUUCGCCGUGCUGCUGGGAAGUCCUGCGUCUGAGCUGAGCCUGUCCAGAAACUUCAUCAGUCGCCUCAAGGCAUGGAGAGGCUGUGAAAAUGAGGACUGGGUACCACACACCUAUGAGGACCUUGAAGGGCUGCCCUGCAUUGUCAUCCUCACAGGAAAAGACCCUCUUGGAGAGACUUUCCCCAGGUCUUUGAAAUAUAGUGACCUGCGCCUGAUAGACUCCAGUUACCUGACACGCACAGCCCUGGAGCAGGAGGUGGGUCUGGCCUGCACCUAUGUGUCCGUGGACGCGGUCCGGGACCCCAAGUUGGGGAUGGCGUGUCGGGAAUCAGACGCAGAAAAGGCUGCCACCAGUAUGAAUGAUGGGGAAGAGCUGGAGAGGCCUCACAGCAAUGGCAGCGCCGCAACCAGGACGUCAGGCUCUCUGGUUGAAAAUGGAGUGAGCUCAUCUGACAUCGCAGACUCCUUCCAAAAGCCCUCCACCUCCAGCUCCCACCCCGGGGAUCCCGUCACCUCUGACAUCGGCACCCUAACACAAGUAUUCAAGCAGGAGUGCGACUCUCUUGGAAGCCAGCUUUCCUCCAACCCCUGUAAAGCCUCCAACGCCCUCCCGUCUCUCUACUCCAGCUCCUCAUCUUCCUCCCCCUCCACAUCUUCUUCCUCUGGCCAGAAGCCCAGCCAGUCCACACAGAGCGGCCAACCGCCGUCCUCCCCCAGAGUGUCUCCGCGGACAGUCAUCCUGUCCAGAGCCGCUUACAACCUCUUGGCAGGGGAGUCGGCGAGUCAGCUGAGCUCCGUCUCCCUCCUGCCUCACGCAGAUGUGUCCUGGAGCAGCCCGCUGAGGCCUGUUUUCACUCACGACCUGCAGGGGGCGGAGCAGAGCGCGCAUUACCGCCAGUGGACCGUCGCUAGGCAGCACCAUGCUGAUUAUGAAGCGUCACCGGUGCCCCAUCCCAGACGCCUGCUGCUCAGUGGACCACCACAGGUGGGAAAAACGGGUGCUUAUUUACAGCUUCUGCGUCUCCUUCAUCGAAUGCUUAUAAGGCUGUUGGAGGUAGAUGUGUACGAUGAAGAGGAGGAGCAUGAAGAGGACGAAAGUACAGCGGUAACAACUGCAGGGAAUUCCCAAUGGCCUGAUGUUGAGGAAAUUCGAAAGAUGCCCUUUGAUCCCACCCCCCGAGAUCCUAAGUUCAGGAAAGCCAGCCCCGUUUACUCUCCCAGGAUCCCCAGGUUCUUCAAAGACCUUAGGCAGGAAGUAGAAAGCCAAACGCCAACCAAGCGGCUGACCAAGUCAAUCCGGCUCAGUAGGUUUGCAGCUCACAACGCCUUUCAUCACUGUGAGCAGUGUCACGCCUACUGCGAGGCAGGUCCUGCUGCACAGCUGUCGGAGUGCACCUUCCACGCUUUCACCUUCUCCUCGUCCAUGCUUGGAGAGGAGGUCCAGCUUCAGUUUUUCAUCCCUAAAGCCAAGGAGAAGCACUUCGUCUUCAGUCAGGAGGGCAGCCACCUGGAGUGCCUGCGUCUGCCUCUGGUGUCCACAAAGGAUCCCGAUCUUUUAAAAAGUCCGAUCUUCACCCCGACAACGGGACGCCAAGAGCACGGCCUGCUGAACCUUUUCCAUGCCAUGGAGGGCACCUCCCACCUGCACAUCCUGGUGAUCAAGCAGUUCGAGAUGCCCCACUACAGGAAGUACUGGCCCAACCACAUCCUGCUCGUCCUGCCAGCGAUGUUCAAUAACGCUGGAGUGGGUGCUGCUCGCUUCAUGAUCAAAGAGCUGUCGUACCAUAACCUUGAGCUGGAGAGAAACCGCCUGGAAGAGCAAGGCGUCAAAAGGCAAGAUGUAUGGCCUUUCAUUGUGAUGAUGGACGACUCCUGCGUGCAGUGGAACGCCCACCAGUCAGCAGAUGGAAGUGACGCCUCAGAUCCAAGCCCGUCGUCGACCAACGUGUCGUUGAAGUCGGUGCUGCAGCACAUGGAAAACACCCCGAAAAUCCUACUGUACGCCAUGUGCGGGAUCUCCAAGUGGAGCAGCAGCCUGGCCAGCAAGACUCCUAGCAGGCCCUUCAGUCGAUGCCACCUGCACGACUUUGUCAUGCUGAACGUGGACCUGACGCAGAACGUUCAGUAUGACCUUAACCGUUAUGACUGUGAGGAAGUAGACAUUAACCUGAGGAUUAACAGCAGUGGCUUACUGCUGUGCCGCUUCAACAACUUCAGCCUGAUGAAGAAACACAUUCCAGUCGGAGGAAACAAGGAUUUUGUAGUCAAGCCCAAACUAAUGGAAAUUGAGAAUCCAGCAACAUUUAUCCCAUCCCAGUACGUCUGCGCCCCCGACAGCGAGCAGACCCUCUUAGAUGCUCCGGCCCAGUUCCUGCUGGAGAGGUUCCUGCUGAGCUGCAGCCACAGACUCUUUCCAAAGGCGGUCCGGAACCGAAACAACCCAGUUCUGUCCAUUGACAGUUACCUCAACCUCAGCCCGGAGAUCUCUGUGUGCUACAUCAACUCUCGCCCACACUCCACCAACCUGAACCAUCAGGGUCUGGUGUUCAGCGGCCUGCUGCUUUACCUCUGCGACUCCUUUGUUGUCUCUGGACUCCUGAAAAAGUUCCGUUUCCUCAAAGGCGCCACUCUCUGCGUGAUCUGUCAGGACCGCAGCUCCCUACGUCAGACCAUCGUCCGACUGGAGCUGGAGGACGAGUGGCAGUUCCGGCUGCGGGACGAGUUUCAGACGGCCAACUGCAGUGAGGAUCGACCCCUCUACUUUCUGACCGGACGACACGUUUGAACAGCUCAAGGGUUCAGCUGGAAGACAGAAAAAAGGGCAGACCACGCGAGCAACCGCCUCUCUCUCCAGACCCUUGGACGUUUCUGUUCUUACCUGUGGCUCUUGGUACGGUCCGGUCUGACUCAUCUCUAUGCCGAAGAGAAAGAAAAACACAGCUGAAUUUGAACUUUUUUUGUUGCCCUUUUCAAAUAUGAACACCCUCCAAUCAGACGGGACUACUUGAAGACUGCGCGUGUUCAUAAGCUUUAAAUCCAGCAUGUCCACUUCUGGAUGUGCGUGUUUAUCUCAGGGUUUUUGGAAAAAUGGGAGAUUUGCUGGACGCGGCUCGGAAGCAGGUUCAAAGUGUAGAUUUGGUUUGAACUUAACUCGGCGCCAAAGACUCAGCUGCACCUUGCCCCCCCCCCUUUUUUUCCCCCGUGUCUGUCCCGCCUGCUCUGCCUCGUCUUAACUGUUACUAAAAUAUAAAGAGAUUUUUGCUUUUGUUGCAUUUCUAUAAUCAUUACCAGUGGGAUUGGAACCAUGUAAUCCAGCACAUGUAAAGGUUUCUUUUGUGCCUCUUAAAAAUGCCCAUGCCAUUGAUAAUCUUCGAUGAGACGCUGUGUGACUGCAACGCGGAUUUUCCAAAUGAUUGUCUGUCGUCGCAAGAGAAAGUUUACAAGUUGUGACUUUUGAAGAAUGUACCACCCCAGUGUUGUUUUAAGAUGUAAGUCACUCAUGUUUGAGCAAGACUUAGAAACAAAUUUUGCUGAUGGAAAUGCCCUUAAAUCAGAUGAAUUCGAGUCAUAAUCCAGCUCCUUCACUGCCACGGAUCCCGCCGGGCUCUUCGGCUCCUUUUGUGGGAGUUUACCGGCUCUUUGUACUGCGCCAGCUUUGGCUGCCAUUCCACUUUGAACUGGUUUCAAAGGGCAGUCCAAGAACAACCGCUGCCAAAAGCAGCUCACCGGGUCAGUUUAUAUACUUGAAAGUGUUUUGUUUGUGUGUCUUUCUCCACAGGGUUGCCUAAAGAUUGUCCCCUUAAGUGACGUUUUACACAGAAACCACCCAUUUUGGCAGAAAUUGGGAUUACAUUUGGACUUCGGUUCUGUUUAAAGUUUUGUUUACAUUAAUAUAUAUUAUCCCAUGUAAUUUCUUUCAGGACUCAUGUUGCCAGUUUCUAUUCUUUCUGCAUUUCAUGUUGCAGACGAGAAGAAUCUACCUAGAUUUAUCUAUAAACAAAUGUCCCUCUUUGUUCUUCUACUUUAUUUUCUUGUAUAUUAAAUUUGUGUCCAAGAGGGAUUUUUAAGUUAUUUGAUGCGAGUUUUGGACUAAGAAUCACGCCGGAGUGUGCCGUUUGGUCGCGCGUUAAAAGAGGGCCUCCCUCCCUUGGAAAACCGUGGCGGACGGCUUUGCACAGACGGGAAGAAUGGUCGAUCGGUUGAAUGUCACUGAGAGUCGUAGUGAACUUGCACUAUUUCAAGUUUAAAGUUUAUCAGCAGAAUAGUUGCUCCCCCUUUGUUGUCGUUUUCCACUGCUACACAGAAUCGGCUUCUCCUUUUUGUUGAUUGAAGACUUCUUAUGCAACUUGCUCUCACAAUCGUCACGGUUUGAUGUGUUUGUGCAGCCUCGCGGUAGCCUUGGUGCCUGGUUGAUCUACCUCAUGUUUGCCAUUGUGGUUGCAGGCUUUGUAUAUUGUGAUACCAGUAGAGCUCUGCUAUUGAUGUUGAAAAUUGAAGAUUGUAAUUAAAGGACUUCUACAUCAUUUCAUUGAUUUUUUUAUUGAUUUUUUUCCCCCCAAACAUCUCUUUGCGGCUGUGGAGCAAAUGGAGUUUUUGUAGACAUUUACGUGAAUUCCCCCCUGCACAUGUAACACGUUGCUCAUUUGACUGCUGCACUUUGUGUGCAGACAGCCGAGCACAAACAGCAGAAACCCGGUUUGCCACAGCUGCCAGGAUUACGUUUCAGCUGCAGCAAAGUGACUAAAUCUCUGGGCUUAAAGGACUGUUGCCAGUGUAUCUUAUGAAUCCUAAUAUUGGGUCAGCGUCAUGGAGGAUGGAAGCCAUCAUUUGAGGAGCUUUUAGGCAGAGUGAUGUUUUUGUUUGCUAUUAAAAAGCCAAGUUCCUAA
Messenger RNA from Oryzias latipes (Japanese medaka), 8360 nucleotides. RefSeq names its product GREB1 like retinoic acid receptor coactivator (gene greb1l). Lineage: Eukaryota; Metazoa; Chordata; Actinopteri; Beloniformes; Adrianichthyidae. Gene Ontology annotation, biological process: multicellular organism development; kidney development. The record is from RefSeq and is a predicted model, not a curated record.